UGUGUGUGUCGUGUCCAGUCAGCUGCUGUCUGCCGUCCUGCUGCUGCUGCGUCUGUGGGAAAGCGGCACCAGAGAGAUGGACAACGAGCGCUCCACCCAGGGAACCAGCGCCCCUCUGCUGCCCCUCCUGCAGCGCUUCCACAACAUCCACAGCAGCAAGGAGGAGCCCAUUCCUGAGGAGGAGGCUGAGAUCCUCACGGCCCAGAUGAGUCCCAACGAGAGCUUCCUGCGCUACCUGACCUUACCUCAGGACAACGAGCUGGCCAUCGACCUCCGGCAGACGGCCGUGGUGAUCAUGGCUCACCUGGACCGCUUGGCUUCUCCCUGCAGCCCCCCCCACUGCAACUCCCCCACAUCGCACAAGGGAACCCUGCAGGAGGUGAUAGCCUGGGGCCUGUUGGGCUGGAAGCUCUACGCCAACGUUAACGGGCCCAUCCAUUGUAAAGGCCUGUCGAGCCUCGGAGUUGCUCAGAUCGUCUGCUCAGAGAAGGGCUUCCUCAUCCUGUCCAGCAGCGGUGCUGUUUACACCCAGAACUACAAGAGCACAACCCUGGCUCCGAUGCUGAUCCACGGUCUGAGCUCCAGAAAGGUGGUGAAGCUCGCGGCUCAUCCCGACGGGCAGCACUACUUGGCCCUGUCGUCCAAUGGGGAGGUGUUCUCGUGGGGCUGCGGUGACGGAGGACGCCUUGGACACGGAGACACCACGUAUCUGGAAGAGCCCACGAUGAUCACAGCCUUCAAUGGGAAACAGACAGGAAAGCAUGUGGCGCACAUUGCCUGUGGGAGCACUUACAGCGCCGCCAUCACCGCCGACGGGGAGCUCUACACGUGGGGCAGAGGGAACUACGGGCGGCUGGGUCACGGCUCCAGCGAGGACCAGACGACACCCAUGCUAGUGACGGCACUGAAGGGACUGAAGGUGAUGGACGUGGCGUGUGGAAGUGGUGAUGCUCAGACGCUUUCUGUGACAGAGAACGGUCAGGUUUGGUCCUGGGGGGACGGGGACUACGGUAAACUGGGCCGAGGAGGCAGCGAUGGCUGCAAGACACCCAAGCUGGUGGAGAAGCUGCAGGACCUGGACAUCGUGAAGGUGUGCUGCGGCAGCCAGUUCUCUGUGGCCCUCACCAAAGACGGGCAGGUAUACACCUGGGGGAAGGGAGACAAUCAGCGCCUCGGUCACGGCACCGACGAGCAUGUUCGAUACCCGAAGCUGCUCGACAGUCUAGAGGGAAAGAAAGUGGUGGACGUGGCGGUGGGCUCGACUCACUGCCUCGCCCUCACAGACGACGGGGAGGUGCACAGCUGGGGAAGCAACGACAAGCUGCAGCACUUUGACACGCUGUUCUCCAACAAGAAGCAGCCCAAGGCUCUGCCCGGACUCAACGCCAAGCACAUCGUGGGGAUCUCCUGUGGCCCCGGACAGAGCUUCGCCUGGUCCUCGUGCUCCGAGUGGUCCGUCGGGCAGCGCGUUCCCUUUGUAGUGGACGUCUGCCCGGUGACCUUUGAGCAGCUGGACCUGCUGCUGCGACAGGUCAGCGACGGGAUGGACGGCAGCUCGGACUGGCCCCCCCCACAGGAGAAGGAGUGCAUGGUGGUCGCCACGCUCAACCUGCUCCGGCUCCAGCUCCAUGCAGCCAUCAGUAACCAGGUGGAUCCAGAGGAGCUGGGUCUGGGUCUGGGCAGCGUGCUGCUGAACAACCUCAAACAGACGGUGGUGGUUCUAGCGAGCAACGCCGGCGUGCUCAACUCUGUGCAAGCGGCCGCCCAAGCCGUCCUCCAAAGCGGCUGGUCGGUGCUGCUGCCCACCGCCGAGGAGCGGGCGAGGGCGUUGUCCUCCCUCCUGCCUAACGCUGCGUCUGGGAAUGAGAUGAGUGUGAGUCCUGGCCGUCGCUUCAUGAUCGACCUGCUGGUCAGCAGCUUGAUGGCUGACGGAGGGUUGGAAUCCGCUCUGAAUGCAGCGAUCACCGCAGAGAUACAGGACAUUGAAGCCAAGAAGGAGGCUCAGAAGGAGAAGGAGGUCGACGAGCAGGAGGCCAACGCGUCCACCUUGCAGCGGUGUCGCGCCAUGCUGGACAAAGACCUCAUCAACACCGGCAUCUACGAGUCAGCGGGGAAGCAAAGUCUGCCUCUGGUGCAGCUUGUGCAGCAGCUGUUGAGGAACAUCGCCUCCCAGACCAUCGCGAGGCUGAAGGAUGUCGCUCGGCGUAUCUCCAACUAUCUAGAGGCCGAGCACGUCAGCAAGGAGCGCUCUGCGUCUCUGGACCUGCUGCUGCGCUUCCAGAGGCUGCUGGUCAGCAAGCUGUACCUCGGGGUCAACGGCACGGAGAACGUCAACGGAUACAGUGAGUCCACGCAGUCAUCCCGAUGAGAGGAGAUACAAGUCAUGAGAUCAGAAAAUCAUACGACUCACGGAUCAGAUCAGCACAAGAGAACAAACUUAACUUAUUUUAUUGAUCACUGAUGAUCCAUAUUAACAGACACAGAUCAUCUUUGUUGUUUGAUUACAGCAGCUGGUCUACA
Messenger RNA from Anarrhichthys ocellatus (wolf-eel), 2520 nucleotides. RefSeq names its product E3 ubiquitin-protein ligase HERC2-like. The transcript is spliced from 13 exons. Bases 77 to 2368 code for a protein of 763 amino acids. Lineage: Eukaryota; Metazoa; Chordata; Actinopteri; Perciformes; Anarhichadidae. The record is from RefSeq and is a predicted model, not a curated record.